This is a messenger RNA of Kickxella alabastrina, 2096 nucleotides long. Its product is annotated as S-adenosyl-L-methionine-dependent methyltransferase. The transcript has a single exon. The record is from RefSeq and is a predicted model, not a curated record. The coding region runs from base 198 to 2066 and encodes 622 amino acids. Lineage: Eukaryota; Fungi; Kickxellomycota; Kickxellomycetes; Kickxellales; Kickxellaceae. Gene Ontology annotation, biological process: polyamine biosynthetic process.
UCCAUUGUGCCCAAGGCAGGAAAUUAAAGAGGGGCUUGCUUUUUUUGUUUUCACUUUUCACUUUUCAUUUUUCAUUUUAUAUACUUUUCAUUUUUAUACUAAAAAUAUCCAACAUUUUUUAAAGUCGCGCUUCGAUAGCCUAUUAUUGCAUUUGUCAAAACAGCAGUGCUGAAACAAAAGGAAUUGGGACAGUAAACAUGAUGGCCUCAACAAACGAUAUCACCAAGCGGGCAGGGAAAAGCAAAAAACCCAGCACCACAGGCGAGCAUAGCAAAAGAGAGGACAAGAAGCACAACGACUAUGUUCCGGCCUCAUCCAAGCUGUCCAAGUCAACCAUUGUCACCAUAGCUCUCACGCUCAUGGUCUCCAGCAUCACCGCAUGGUCGCUGCUGACCUUGGGGCCGCAGUACCUGGAGCCGCUAUACGGCAACGUUCUGGCACAGCUAGGGUUCCUGCGCGCCCUGCUAGUGGUCAUGGCGGCUGGCGGCGCUCUGGGAGUGCUCUACUGGCGCCGCAUCCUGGCGCGCAAGCAGGGCGAGUCGCUGUCAGUCGACGCCCAAGCGAGACACGCGAUGACCAGGGCCAUAGACCUUGCGGCGAUUAUGCUGGCGCUUGCGCCAGUGCCCACAGAUUACCUGUUGCGCUUUUCAGGACGCUUGGGCCCGAUGUGGGGGCCGAUGGUGACGCAGUGCGCACUGUCCUUCCCGGUGCUUGCGCUGUGCGGAUUCGCCAGUGCCAUUGCCAUUGCGCGCGCUUCACACGGGGCUAGCACGUCGGCGGGCAAGGCAGCGGUGGUGGCGGUGCUUUUGGGCGCGUGUGGCUGGGUCAUAAUGCACAGAGUAUCAUCGGUGCAUUUUCGUUAUGGUGGAAAUGCCCUGUUAAUAACCGCCGUGUUUCUGUCAGCCGCCAACCUUGUUUCCAAGUUCCAGGCGGGGUCCGAGGAGUCCACAAAGGCUUUGCCCAAGCCUGCCGAGGAGCGCGCGCCCGAGGGGGCAAAAUUGGCCCGACCCGCGCAGGCUUGCCUCGGUAGCUGCCUACUGAAAAUGACCGUGGUAGUGCCAACAAUGGUCGUGGUUCUCCUCGCGUUAAUUAUGGUGGUGACCAACCGCCACUGCAAAAUUAACGGCGGUGUCAUCUCCACGACGCCUAAGUACCGCAUGCUGCUGCGCAAGGAGUCGAUAACUGGCUGGAUCACGGUAUCCGAUGAGCACGACCGCGGCAUGCGGGUUUUGCGCAGUGGCCACUCGCUCAUUGGCGGCCAGUGGAGCACCACGCGCGAAUCGAUUUUUGCCAUCUUCUACUACGCCGACGCCGUGCGGAUGAUUCGUGGCGCGCAGCGGGAGAACGAGCAUGCGCUGAUUAUUGGCCUGGGCGCUGGCAUCUCGGCGCGCUCGCUGCACAAGAGAAAAGUGCGCGUGGAUGUCGUUGAAAUCGACCCCGUCGUCCACCACGCUGCCGUUGGCUUCUUUGGCCUGCCGCGCGACCUCAACGCCGUGCACCUGUACGACGCGCGCGCAUUCAUCGAAUCCGCGCCCUUUGGCACAUACGACUACAUCGUCCACGACGUCUUCACCGGCGGCUCCGUGCCUCCGUCCCUGUUCUCACAGGAGGCAGUUGCGCACCUGCACCGCAUCCUGCUUCCCAACGGCGUGCUGGCCAUGAACUACGUCGGCAUUCCCAACGACCACCGCUCCAUGGCGCAUAUCACCGCAACGCUGCGCACGACAUUUGAGUAUGUGCGCUGCUUCAUCGAGCCCAACCCCGCCCGCAAGGACGAUCCGGAGAAAGAUACGAGUGGGAUUUUGUCUAACAUGAUGUUCUUUGCCUCGGACGCGCCGCUGAACUUCCAAAUACCAGCCGUUGAUUCGAGUCCUGGUAGAAAUACUUCUCUUCGCAAAGCUGUCUUGUCGGAGAUGCUGGCCAACGAGAUCAUCUUGCCCAACGAUGCCGUGCGCCCGCUGACCGACGCCUGGAACCCGCUGUCCGAGUGGCAGCUGCCCGGCGCCAUCCAGCACUGGCACGCCAUGCGCUCUAUUUUCCCUGAGGAGUACUGGCUGGACUACUAAACUUUUAUUUUAUUAGAAAGAAAGGGGAAU